AGUCGCGUUGCGGUUCAAUUUACGCGUUCGAAUAUCGCAUUGCACAUCAACUUACACACUCUGCUUGGUCCCAGUCAUGUCAUAAAUGCCGCUGUUUGUAAUAUCAUCUGGCACACCAAGGCAGCUAUGCAAAGGGAUUCACGGAUAUGACAAAUCGACGCCAUGAAAAAUUGGAGGGAAUUGGGGGAGGUUCCAGAUUCGGAGGACGAGAGCGUCGGUGACGCGGAAAUUCCAGAAGGUCCCCCACUCGAUCAAUCUCCCGAGCCUGUCCCCGAACCUGUAGUCGACGAGACUGGGCCUGGGAAUGUGCCCACGAGACCGGACGAUGCAGAUAUAUGGAGUCUCCCAAGUUCCUCUCCGGAUCGGCCUGCGGCCAAGGACUCCGCGAUCCCCAGACAAACAAGCCCUUACGGAAGCGAAUCAACUCCUUCUGCGCAAUCCAUACGAGAGAAUGGUGGCGGCGGAGAAAUUUCUGCGGCUGCUGUCGCUGCUGGCGGUAGCCACACAAUGCCACAAGGCGAUCUUCCGAAGUCAAGAGAGGAUCCAUUCUGGGAGGAUGAGAUUGCAACGAGCUACGUCCGAACUAUGAUGCCAGAUUCGCCGGCCUCAACACUUGUGAGUCUUCUCUCGAGGACGCCGACUCCUCCGAGAUCACCAUUAUUGUCCCCAGCUCGUUCCCGCACCUCGGAGGAGCGGGAAAAUCCGGUGGGUGGCGAUGAGGUGUCGAGACAGGCCGCUGUUCGACUGGAGCGUUCUUUGCGGCCGCGGAAACCCAUCCAGCAACAUCCCUACCUUUUGGAGAACGCUCAGUAUACAACCUUCAUGAAAUCACAUGGUAUUAAGCCUAUAAAGGUUGUCCCGGAGCCGGUCGAGGAGGACGAUUCUCAGGAGCAAGAUUACCAGGCUGAAGCUGAAGACAGCCAAAAUGCGAGCGCAGGGAGCCCGAAUCGAGAGGCGGAGGUGCCCGUCUUCUUUCGGUUACUUGACGACGGAGAUGAGCUGGCAUUGUCUCCUUCGUUGCCUAAAACAUCUUCUCCUCACCUGAUGGCUAGCAGCCAGCGGACGAGCUCGGAUCAGACAGAUGUGACCAGCCUCUCGGACGAUGAUGAUCUGCCGCCUUUGAACAGGCUUCUACCGGUGUCAGCAAAAAAACGGCGUGCUGUGAAGCACCAGACCUCACCAUUAAUGUCCUCAGCGAGACGGAAAAGAGCCAGAUUCGUACCGGAUUCCUCCUCGCCACCACGGCCCACAUUCAUUCCUCCCCCUAACAUAUGGGACCUCUCAUCGUCACCCCAUGGACCGCAGGAACCAGAUGACGCACCACAGGGACUUGGAGCUAUAACAGCGUCGCCGACACAUGAACGCCCUCUUACGCCAUACGCAUCCAAGCAGAUGUUGACGUCGGUUAGCAGUUCGCAUGGUAACGGAACUGCGGCUACCCCUAUUCUGAUCGAUGAAGACAGCGAAAGCAGACUCAGCGAUGCAGACUCGGCGACUUCUCAUAGUCUUGAGAGCGACUCAGAUGUAGUCCGCUACAACAGCAGAAGGAUUCGUGGUGUGCUGCCAGCUUCGUGGCUCAGGCUGGACCAGAAGAAGAACGAUAAACCCCCUGCCCGGAACGCCAAGAAAAAGAGUCCAGAACCCUCUCCAAAUCGGAGUAACAGGCGCGGUGUGGCUUUACCAAGACAGGGCUCGCCCAAGCCUUCCGGCACGGCUCCUUUCUUGUUUGAAGAUUCUGAGGAGUCUGAUAGUGCAUCAAUCCCGAGGGAGAAUGUGCCAGAAGCGCUUGCUCGGAUUACGACGGCCGCCAUCAGUAUUGACGAUAACGAUGCAGAUUCCGCCAUGGAAGACGAUGCUAUUGAUUGGAUGCUUCCGGGGAGAAAGAGGUCCGGAUCUCACAGCGGACCCCGGCGAGCAAAGAAGCAAAAGAAAACAAGCACACAGUCUGUAUUUAAGGGAAAUCCUAACCAGCCCUCCCGGCAACCCAAAAUCACCCAAGUUCUUGGCCGGUUGGAAAGGCCUGGUGCCACUUCGGCCUCCGUAAAGAAACGCCCGACUGACCGGCAGCGUCGGGAGAGAAAUGGCCCUUCAGAAAAGCGCAGGCCUAGAAACGGAGUCAGCACGCCGCCCCUUUUGAGCAUUUUGGACGUUGUAGAGCCCGACGCACCAAAGUAUCUCAAGAUUGCCGCACGUGCAGUCAGAAAGAAGGCAAACUUGGGAAAAACCAGCCCAUCAAAGAAACUCAUUAGCCUCGCGACGCGGAGUGACAACAUCGACGCCUUAUCGACUCUUCGGGACUGGAAAUCAGGGAAGACGAGACCUAGGAUUCAGGUGUCACUAAAGAGACAACAAGGGAGGGAGGCGGGCAGACCGGCUCUUCGAGAGAUACCGCCAAAUAUCGCGCCGAACCCCACGAUAGCUCGACCGAGGCCGUCUCUCUCUGUCCCUCAGAAACUUACAAGACAAAGCAGCCUUGAUGGGUUCGUUACGGUGGACAUGGCAGCCACCUCCAGGUCUCUAGAACCGCCUCCAAUCCCAAAGCUCCCCCGUCGAAAGCCAAUGCAGGACCACGCACCGAGUUUCCGGCCCGCGCAGCUGGAGGUGGUUGACCGUGAGAGUAGAUGGCGUCAGCUCAGUGGUCGGAAGCGGACACUGGAUGGCUUUUGCAGAAGGUUUGGCCUGCCACGGGGGAGCUUACUAAACGGUGAAUUGGACCAGCCAUUCCUCGAUACGGAGUCUCCUAUACGCGAGCUAAAAGCCCACGGUCAAAAUGCGGCCAGUGAUGCUGAAGAAGCUCCGCCCGCAACGGCGAAGAAGAGGGAAUCUAGGUCUAGGUUCCGCAAAAGGCGCCGCCCACAGCAUCUCGACCCGGAAGCACCACAAUACGCUCACGCAAAUGAUCCCCUGCCUGUUGAUCUUUCCAUCGCCGAUGUUCAGCCGCACCACUCGGAAGGCAAACUCAGGGGUUUGGGUCCGUACGGCACGCACUAUAGCCAGCAUUUCGACGUCUUCCCCCUUGAGAGGGGCACCUUCUUUCAUGAAAGCACUGUUAUUGGUCGUGGGUCGCUUCGAGACGCGGCCGACACGGCAUUGUCUGACCGGAUCCGCCACCAAAGACCGACAUCUUCCUUCUCCUUUGACGGAAACUCUUUGAGGUGGGGAGCAUGGGAUGAUGCUACAUCGUCAGAGCUUGGCAUACUUGUUGACUGGGUAGCCGAGCAGCUCGGCUCGGAUGCAAUGGCGGAAGGUUCUACCGGCCGAAAAGUAAUGGAAGCAGCUGACUUUGUCCUUGGCUACAUCUUGGGCUCCCUAAGUGUUCGAAACGACCUUGAGAAGCAGGCCUUCGUUUCAAGGUGCUUGGAGGUAUUCUCGAGCUUCAUCGGUCGAUUCGAGUCAUUGCAAUGGGUCGCAGUUCCUGUCACUGACAACAGAUCGCGACUCGAUGUAGCGGUUCGUUUUAUCCUAGCACUUCUAGCGGUGCGAUCGUUAAGUCAUCCAUGGAGUGACGACCCGAUGCAAGCCAUGAAGAUUGAGGAUAUGAUCAAAAAGUUCGCUUCGAUCAUUGUCAGGCGUCUUCUGGAAAUUGGCACCCAGGAACUGCGGACGCUCUACGGUGACCUGCAACGUCCAUCCUUCAGAGAGCGGGGAAUACGUUCGGAUCAGGUUGUGGCAAACUGUUGGGUGGUCGUGGUGGCAGUUCUGAGGAGUGCUGCCAUCCGCGGAGGGCCCUGGGAUAUUACCCACUCCGUCAUGCUCAGCCGCCUGGACGCUUCCGGCUCGGAUGUGCAAACAUUGGAGGCCCUCUGGCAAGACAUGUUCACUCUAUUACCCCUCUGCGAAAUCGACAAUACUGGGAUUCUUGUUCCGGGAUCGAGAAACAGGGAUCCCGUAGAAGGAUGGGCGCUGCCACAGCAACUGCUCAGGCGUGUCUUUGAGCUGUACAAGUCUAAUCCUCGACAACCGCCAGGCUUCAACGACUAUUGCCGAGCACUGAUGGCGCGUUGCCAUCUGCUCGUCCAGCAAUGGGGAUGGCGCAAAUGCACCGGCAUUAUUGGCACAAUUUUCGACUUCUUCGGCUCGCAGAACCUGGCGCAUCUAAGAAACGAGGAAGUGUACAAAUCCCCUCGAUUCCUCGAGGAGCUCGAUAGCAAUCCGUCUCUAUCCAUCGAACCAGAAGACCGAUGCUUCCACAUAUUCAUCAAACUGCUUGCUCUGGCAAUCCAGCGUUUGAAGCAGGCUGGCCGCCAGAACGACAUCAAAAAUUUGGUAGCUAGGACCCUUCCUAACCACAACCGGCAAUACCUCAAAGAAGACACCGUUCACCAGCAUGAUUUGGCGGCCCUUAGGAACCAUCACGACCUUCUUUGUACCCUGUUCUGGGUCUCACCGCCCGAAAUGCGGCCUGCAGUACGCUUGAUAGAGAAGCUGGUCAUUCCGGGCAGCGCUCACAAGGAAGCAUGCCUGAUAAAUAUUAGGGCCUGGAACCAACUGGCGCGGUUUGUGAACUCCAAUGGCGAAGACAUUGCCGCGUUCAAGCCGUUCGCCGCCUGGCGGAACAACAUCUUCAACCAGGUGUUGGACCAGUACCUCUCAGCCGCCUCCGAUAUCGAGCAGCAAUUCAACGCUCUUUCUAGCGAGUUGCACGGCAUCACCAAGGAAGCACGGGACGAAAUGAUUGCCAAGAACAAGGCUACAGCUCUGGAUGUGCUCCGUUUCUCAAUGAAAGCGUCUCUAGACGUUCUGCAGCGCGCCCCGACGUUAGAAGCCGCUCUCGGUGGACUUAACACCGCCCAACUACAAAAGACGUUUACCAGCCUUGACCACCAGGCUCCCGACUUUGAUUGGAGUGUCGUCCGCGUCGCGUUAGACACGCUGGAACACUUCCUUGGGCGGAUUGAUGAAGCCUCUGACGAGCAAUACUCGAGCGAGUUUGCUAGCAGGGCUGAUUCGCACCACGUAGAAGAGGCUGUGCUGCUGCUCAACGAGCACCUGGUCAAGGACUUUUUCCAGAUGAGCCGCACAAUGCUCUCGCUCCCACUGGGAAGGCCUCUAGGGCAACAGGCUAGGCAGGUUGCCUGCACCGAGAAGGCCGUGAAUUUGGCCGCCCGGAUUGCCGCCAGAUUCAUCAAGAAUAGGGUGACGCAAUUGUCGCCUUACUUCUCCAGCGGCAAAUACGGGCUGUUUUCCGAUCUCCCAAAGAACCUCCAAAGCCCGGAGAGGAAAUAUUUGCCUCUCUUUGUCGCAGUGCUAGUGAAAAACCAUGUCUUUGACUUCAGGGGCAUUGGUGUCAACAUCCUGGGGCUGUGGAUUCUAUCAAUUGUGAAACCGCAGGGGCUCUUGGGGUACGAGAACUACCUGGCUGAGGUUCUGCAACACCACCAUCUCCCAUUCCUUGACAGAGCCACGGUUGCAGUUGGGAUUCCUCCUGACUACAACUCAAACACCGACAUGUUUGCCUGCGCUAUCCACUACAUGCGUAGGACACUGCGCGAGUCUGGAACGGCGCAAGCAAGGCAGCACAGAGAGGACUUUUGCAAGAUCCUCCAGCUAGCCAUGCAGAAGAUGCAGGAGGAUUUGGUCUCUCUUCGACCACACGCUGCCGAACACGGACCGUACAUUGAAUUUGUCAGACAGAUCAUCUCGCUGAUCAAGUCCCACGGAGUCGGCAUUUGUGUGGUCAACCCCUUCUUCACCAAGCCGAGCAUCGACUACUCUCCUUCUUUGCAGGACCCGGAGCUGCACACGGCCGGCAUCGUUGCCUACGGCGUCAGGCUGAGCGAGAAGGAUGUCACCGCCGUCCCGCAGCUGUUCCAUUACCUCUACAAUAACUUCAAGGUGGCCCUGGCCAACGGCAAGCUGGAACAGGAAUGCCGCAUUUUGGGUACGGCGAUGGAGAAUGCACAUGUCACCUCCUUUAUGCUGCAGUCCAUGCUUCCGGCGGUUGUCCAAGCUUCAGCGCAAACGCCCGAUUGCUGGGCGCUGCUUGAGGUGUAUGUCGUCGCAUUGGGGAACAUGCUCGGCGCGGCUUGCGUUCCUAAAGAGCUGGCGGGCGACGAUGUGAAGCAUGCCGCCAGCGUGCUGAGCGGAUUACUGGCAUGGUUCGAUGCUCUCGGCCGUCAAGCGGUACUCACGCUACAGCAGGUGCAUGUCAUGACCCUCCUCGCCACAAUCGCCAAUGUCUUGCAACCUAGUCUCACUGCCUACCUACUAAACGAACCCGAGGGCGCAGUUCCUGGGCUUGAAGAAGUGAUAGACUGUCUGUCGGGCUGCUUCGGCGAAACACGCUCGAAUCUGGAGGAGGCGCUGCUUACUCGCUCGGAUGGAGAUGCGGAUGGCCUCUCGGAUGAAGGGAGCAUGCAGAUCUCGAACUUUCUGGCGUCAGGGCCUCAGCUUGGGCUCGCUGAGAUGCCUGCUAUUGGGGAUACGCGCGUGCAGGAUUUCGCAAAGACAAUCGUCUCGGAUGUGCGGCGGAAUUGGGUUGUGUCAAGGGACUGCGUCAUGGUGAGGGUGCCAGGCUCGGCUGGGAAUGGUGGUGCUGGUGGAGGCGGGACUCCAACCAUGACACAACCUGCUGCUGCUGCUUCGCGGCCUGUUUCAGGGACGCGGUAUUUGCCGUUCAGGAAGGAAGAGAUAUUGCGACGAUUAUGUGUUGAACUUGGAAAAUGGACAUUGCAUGGCAUGGGCGGUGGGGGUGUGGUCGGGUGGGAGGGCGGAGAGGCAAGGAGGGCUCGGGGGAGGGAGAAAAGGAGGGAUGUGGUGGAUGAGGACCUUUUGUUUUAA
Molecule: messenger RNA, 6780 nt
Organism: Canariomyces notabilis
Lineage: Eukaryota; Fungi; Ascomycota; Sordariomycetes; Sordariales; Chaetomiaceae
Exons: 4
Coding region: 163-6780 (2205 amino acids)
Biological process (GO): replication fork processing; double-strand break repair via homologous recombination
Cellular component (GO): nucleus; Cul8-RING ubiquitin ligase complex
Source: RefSeq, a predicted model, not a curated record